This is a messenger RNA of Diabrotica balteata, 369 nucleotides long. The record is from the annotation of a GenBank genome assembly. Lineage: Eukaryota; Metazoa; Arthropoda; Insecta; Coleoptera; Chrysomelidae.
AUGGGAGAUUAUGAAAAAGAACAGAGCCGUCUGCAAGCCAUUUGGGAUGAGAUUAUGUCUGAUGAGGACAAUGAAAGCGAAUUUGCCGAUGUUUAUUUGUCAGAAAAAUAUGAACCUGAAUCUUCCAAUAAGUAUUCUUCUGAUGGUUGCGAGGAGCCAGUUCAAAAAAGGCGUAUCAAGAAAAAUGAUAAAAGAUCUGGCGAAGGUACUUCUAAUGUGGUUUCUGCAACCAUGGAUUUGGAAUCUGGUUCACAUGAAACUAAUUCAAUCCAAAGGAGAAGGACUGUUGAACAAGAAACAAAUAUUAUUGAUGUAACUAUACAAGAAAAAAGGGGUGGCGAUGUUAGUAGACCAAAAAAAGAAACAUAA